Medicago truncatula (barrel medic) is the source of this 2151-nucleotide messenger RNA. Its product is annotated as intermediate cleaving peptidase 55, mitochondrial. Gene Ontology annotation, molecular function: manganese ion binding; metalloaminopeptidase activity. Gene Ontology annotation, biological process: proteolysis. Gene Ontology annotation, cellular component: mitochondrion. The record is from RefSeq and is a predicted model, not a curated record. NCBI's taxonomy places the organism in Eukaryota, Viridiplantae, Streptophyta, Magnoliopsida, Fabales, Fabaceae. The transcript is spliced from 14 exons. The coding region runs from base 225 to 1688 and encodes 487 amino acids.
CCUGAGCGGUCUACUUUAAUUUAAGACUACCCGAUGUGGGCUUUAUUUGAAAGGCUCAAAAACAAACAAGCAGCCAAGCACGAGACACAACAAAUCGAGCGAGAUUGCAAAAGUGCAAAAAACGGUUUAAGCCCUCCUACUCUCUUAAACCCUCUCUAAUUCCAUUAGAGUUAAAACCUCUGGUUUAGUUUAAUUUAGCGAGUUGAAUUGAACACAAAAGAGAGAUGCAGGGUAUUGUAAGAAAACUAACCAAAACAUUUUCACACAGACAGCAUUUGCAGGUUCUAGGUUUUCGUUCUUAUUCCAAUCAUAAGGUUUCUGUUGAUGUUGGACAACCAACCCCUGCAUCUCACCCGCAGCUUCUAAAAGAUGGGGAGAUCACACCAGGCAUAUCUAGCGAGGAAUACAUCUUAAGAAGAGAAAAAUUGUUGGAGCUUCUCCCAGAGAAGAGUUUGGCUAUCAUUGCUGCUGCCCCAGUAAAGAUGAUGACAGAUGUUGUGCCUUAUACAUUUCGACAAGAUGCCGAUUACUCAUAUAUUACAGGCUGCCAACAGCCUGGUGGUGUGGCCAUUUUAGGGCAUGACAUUGGUUUAUGUAUGUUCAUGCCAGAAGCCAAACCUUAUGAUGUGAUUUGGCAAGGGCAUGUAGCAGGAGUCGAUGCAGCAUUGAAUACAUUCAAGGCCAACGAGGCGUAUCCAAUGAGAAAGUUGAACGAGAUUCUUCCAGAUAUGAUAAGGGGUUCCCCGAAAUUGUAUCACAAUGUUCAGACUGCUACAUCAGCAUAUACGGAACUGGAGGCCUUCAAGAAACUAGCUUACUGUAACAAUGUAAAGGAUCUAUCUGUUUAUACCCAUCAGCUGCGAUGGAUAAAAUCUCCUUCAGAGCUCAAGCUGAUGAAGGAAUCUGCAUCAAUUGCUUGUCAGGCUCUUUUGUCAACAAUGAUGCAUUCAAAAACAUACCCUUUUGAAGGUAUGCUAGCUGCAAAGGUCGAAUACGAAUGCAAAAUGAGAGGUGCGCAGCGAAUGGGAUUCAAUCCCGUGGUUGGUGGUGGGCCUAAUGGAAGUGUUAUACAUUAUUCUAGGAACGAUCAGAAGAUUCAAGAUGGAGAUCUUGUUUUGAUGGACAUUGGAUGUGAGUUACAUGGGUAUCUCAGCGAUCUCACGCGUACCUGGCCACCUUGUGGUAGCUUCUCUUCUGCCCAGGAAGAGCUUUAUGAGCUUAUACUAGAAACUAACAAGCAUUGUGUGGAACUUUGUAAGCCUGGUGCUAGUAUCCGACAAAUACACAACCAUUCGGUUGAAAUGCUGCAGAAAGGACUCAAGGAGGUUGGAAUUUUGAAAGAUGUUGGAAGCAGUUCCUACCAUAAGCUGAACCCAACUUCUAUAGGUCACUAUCUAGGAAUGGAUAUUCAUGAUUGUUCAGCGAUUAGCUUUGACUGUCCUCUGAAGCCAGGUGUUGUAAUAACUAUUGAACCAGGAGUGUACAUCCCAUCUUCUUUUAAUUGUCCAGAGAGGUACCAAGGCAUUGGGAUCAGGAUUGAGGAUGAGAUUCUCAUUACAGAAACAGGUUAUGAGGUCCUAACAGCAUCAAUUCCUAAAGAAGUGAAGCAAAUUCAGUCCUUACUAAACAACUUCAGCCAUGGAAUAGGGGUGGAUAGCCAGAAUAACCUGAGAGCUACAUCCAGCUGAUACUGUCCAUGUGCAUUAAAGAACCGGGGACAGUGAAUAUGUGCAUUGCAUUGUCAAAACUGUUGGUAAAUUAUUUCCAUCCCUUAUUUUUUGCCUCCUUCAUUUGAGCAACAUUCCAACUUGUAUUCUACAAUCUUGGUCGGAAGGGGGGACAAAAGAAUAAGAGAGAAAGGUGGGGCAAGGUUUCAUUGCUUAUUUUAGGUUCUUCUCUUUUUGUGAACUGAUAAAGUAGUAGGUUUCUUGCACCUAAUUGCUGCGUAAUCCCUGCCUGGUUUUAUUGGUGUAGAUUAUUGAUGAUCUGAUAAAAUGGCCAGCUCCAUAUGAUUUUUUCACAGCAGUUGGAAAUUGUACUGUAAUCUUUUACACUGGCUUUACGACAAAGGAAAGAGUUUAAUUUCUAUAUAUUUUCACUGUAAAAUUUUAGUCAUUUUAUAAUAUAUCCUUGUUGAAUGAGUUCUAAAAA